CGCUCGGGGUUUGGCUGCUUGCUUGUAUCUGCGGCUUCCGGAGGGUGAAAAGCCGGCUUUUUGCAUUCACUAAACCAUAUAGCCUACAGGUAUUGCCCCCCCCCCCCCCUCUCAGUUAAAGGUUCUGAGGACGACACAAAGGAACUCGCUCCACUUUUUCAAUUUGAGGUGCCCGCCUCCUCAGCAUGAGACCGCUGGCCAGUCUUGAUGUGUCCAGCGCGAAGAUCUCGCAUUAGGAAACUGCCACCAUGCUUCAGUGACAAACAAUUCUUGAUUUAAAGAGACUGUGAUAAGUUUCCUUUGGGAUUGAGAGGCUACAUUGCGUCAAGCGAGUGUUAUUUGUCAAACGGUGAAACAUCAGACUAAUCGCGCAGGAGCAUUAUCCGACAAAACACCAAUUCAAUGACAGUCUUUUCGAUUUUCAGCGUAUCUUGACUGGCCGGUGAAAUACUACAGUAUUUUCUAUCACCUAUCGUUUGUGUGUGCCUAGCCAUACAAGACAUCAAGAUGCAGUUUCGGACAGUGUUGGAUGUAAAAGUCGUGGACGUGGAGAAGAGACGCAACCCAUCCAAACACUACGUGUAUCUCAUCAACGUCACCUACUCCGACACCACCUCCCACGUCAUCUACAGAAGAUACAGCAAAUUCUUUGACCUACAGAUGCAGAUUCUUGACAAGUUCCCAAUCGAGGGAGGGCAGAAAGACCCCAAGAAGAGAAUCAUCCCUUUUCUCCCAGGUAAAAUCCUGUUCAGAAGGAGUCAUGUUCGUGAUGUGGCCAUGAAGAGACUGCGCUUCAUAGAUGACUAUUGCAGGGCGUUGGUGAGACUUCCUCCUCAGAUUUCCCAGAGUGAAGAGGUGCUUCGUUUCUUCGAGACCAAAGCAGACGACCUCAACCCCCCAGUCGAGUAGGUAUCAGAAACAGACACACACGUACAUGUUACCCCCCAAUACCCCCAGCGUUUGACCCAGUCAGUUUCUAUGUGUUCUCGUCCUGGCUGAUGUGUGUGAGCAAAUGAUCCCUUUUUAAAAAGGUGUGUGUUGUGUGCUUCUGUGUGUAGCUGUUUUUCUGCAGUGUGUGUGUGUGUUGGAAAGAGUAAGGGCUGUGGAAUUCUUAUUUCCGCUUCUGGUUCUUUUGAGAGUGGUAAGUUGGCCAAGCUUUGAUGCCACCAACUACUUUUCUGACUCCUACUGGCUCUCUCUGUCUCUCUCUCUCUCUCUCUCUCUCUCUCCUCUCUCUCUC
This is a messenger RNA of Hypomesus transpacificus, 1240 nucleotides long. RefSeq names its product SH3 and PX domain-containing protein 2A-like. The record is from RefSeq and is a predicted model, not a curated record. Gene Ontology annotation, biological process: superoxide anion generation. Gene Ontology annotation, molecular function: superoxide-generating NADPH oxidase activator activity; phosphatidylinositol binding. The transcript has 5 exons. Lineage: Eukaryota; Metazoa; Chordata; Actinopteri; Osmeriformes; Osmeridae. Bases 508 to 909 code for a protein of 133 amino acids.